Messenger RNA from Leptopilina heterotoma, 4465 nucleotides. RefSeq names its product enhancer of polycomb homolog 1 (gene E(Pc)). NCBI's taxonomy places the organism in Eukaryota, Metazoa, Arthropoda, Insecta, Hymenoptera, Figitidae. Gene Ontology annotation, cellular component: piccolo histone acetyltransferase complex. The coding region runs from base 373 to 2943 and encodes 856 amino acids. The transcript is spliced from 10 exons. Gene Ontology annotation, biological process: regulation of transcription by RNA polymerase II. The record is from RefSeq and is a predicted model, not a curated record.
CUAGUAAUGCCGAGCGUGCAAAUGGCUGAGCGUCGGCCAUCAUGGCUUUAAGUAGGGACCGUGUCACGCGAAUAUGUUUUUCAAGUGAAAAAUCUCUCCUGGCGCGUUUGUAAUCGUGUCGAAUGACAAUGGCUACGCGAGGAUGAGGCCCUGAGCGUCCUUCGUGUGGGGUGAUUCGGCCGUAGGGCCCUAGACAGGCCCAACCCUGAACAAGACUCACGCCCCGACACCCGACCCCACUUCCCCCCAUCACACACGGGUCCCCUAGUGUUCCCAUCACAUUAUCAUCGACAAACACAUUAUAUUCAUAGUCUUGCCAACACGGCAGUUGUUUAUCAAUUUUGCGUCAAUUGAAAAUACAACUUUGUCAACAUGAGUAAAGUUUCGUUCAGGGCGCGCCCCCUGGAAGCGUCCAAGCCCAUGCCAAUAUACAUGGCCGAGGAACUUCCUGAUCUUCCUGAUUAUUCCGCCAUCAAUCGUGUUGUGCCUCAAAUGCCUAGCGGAAUGGAAAAAGAGGAAGAAUGCGAGCAUCAUCUUCAAAGAGCGAUGAGUAAAGGAUUAAUCAUUCCUACCCCUGAGGUAACAAAUUUAACUGACGAAGGAAUCUACGAUAGAAUUUAUCCCGCUGACUAUAAAUUACCUCGACAACUUAUUCACAUGCAACCUUUCGCAAUGGAGCAGGACAUUCCAGAUUAUGACAUGGAUUCCGAGGACGAACGAUGGGUCGGAAUACAGAGUCGAAAAAUGGACCUGACUCCGUUGCAGUUCGAGGAAAUGAUGGACCGGCUCGAAAAAAGUUCUGGUCAAACUGUAGUCACUCUCAACGAGGCGAAAGCGCUUCUAAAAGAAGAUGACGAUCUCAUCAUUGCAGUUUUUGACUAUUGGCUCAACAAACGUCUCAAAACGCAACAUCCGUUACUUUUAACGGUGAAAACGGAACAUCGUAUCGGCUCGGCAGUAAACAAUCCGUAUCUCGCAUUCCGACGACGAGCUGAGAAAAUGCAAACGCGAAAGAUCCGUAAAAAUGACGAGACAAGUUAUGAAAAAAUGCUCAAGUUGCGACGUGAUCUCAGCCGAGCUGUGACUCUUCUCGAGUUGGUAAAAAGACGCGAGAAAACGAAACGAGAGCAUCUUCAUUUGACCAUCGAAGUCUAUGAAAAGAGGUAUCAAGCGCAGGACUUUAGUGGACAAAUUCUCACGGAAGUAUCGGCACUGAAGACUUCAAGACCUGCUUUCGCUCCACUAUUCACAAAUCAGUUUGGCGUCCACCAAAAUUGGGCUAACAAAGUUUGUGGAAAGGACGAAGUGAUUCCGAGGAAAGAAAAACGACAGUACAAGAAGCGGAAACACAAACCGGACACGAGAGGUGGACUGGAUGAUGUGAGAGGUGGCACGGGAAGCAGCGGUGGUCGAGGAAGUCGAGCGGCUCUUGGAAGCGGGCUGGACCCGCUGAUCAGUUCAGAUGAAGACAGUCCUCUUCCGUCACACUCGCACACUCAACCUUCACUUCCAUUGGAUCGCACUGACGACGAGACGACUGACGAAGGUCAAUUCGCCUUCAAGCGAACCAGAUAUAACUCUUACUUACCGCCUGUAUCAGGUGGAUAUGGAAAUUGGCCUUGGUGCGAUAGGGAUGAAGGUGGGUUAGCCGAUAAAAGAUUCAGGUUCGCCCUGACGAGCAUUAGAAAACCGACACCAAGGUGCAUUGGCCUUGCAAGACGACGAGUUGGUCGAGGGGGCAGAGUAAUUUUGGAUCGUUGUCCGAGCGACAUGGACGACAUGUGGUCUUCUUUGGAUUUCACGAUACAUGAACCAAAACGAGAACCAAUUGAUCCAACGGCGACUGCCACAACUACGACUGCAGUGAAGAAAGAAAUAUUGCACUUUCGGCCGAAGACGCCACCGAUGUCGCAGAGUCCUCCUUGUGAAUCAGGCGGCAGCAGUUGCAGCAACAGCAGCGAUUCCGACUCGGAAAUGGAGUCAUCCUCGCACCUGAGGCCGGAAGUUAUGACACCCUAUCCCUUCCCGGCGGAGGUGACAUCAAUAUGCGUUGACGUGGAGUCCGAUCGUCCCGGUGACGAGCCGCCCUUCACCUCUGAAUUCAAUAUUUCGGACUACUUUUCAACCGACGCACUGUCGGACUUUGACCUGGCGGUUGGCAGUGUUUUGCCAAUCACGAACAAUAAUAUCCCAAGCGAGUCGCGAACAGACGAACUCGAGCCAAUCGGAUCAUCUCGCUUCAUCCUGAGCGCGGAAAACUCAGGCUUUCCCCUGCCGCCAAAUCGACCCCCCCAGUGCAGUGCUAGUGAUAGUGUAAGUACAAAUAAUUCGACAAAUUUCCUCAUCUCGUCCACGAGUUCGAGUUCGCCGUUCUCGUCCUUUUCUUCCUCAUCGUCCUCCGCGACAUCCAACACAGUUACGUCAACUCACGAACAAUCCACGUCCCUUAUAAAUCGAACCAAAAAUAGACAAUUGAUGAAUAAUGCUUCUUCUGUCGCCAACGCCGCCAACGCAGCUUCGAUACUCUCGAAAUCUCUAACUAGUCCAACGAACAAUAAAAGUAACGUCGUCGUCGGCGGUGCUAAAGUUCUCGGUAAUAUGGGAAACGGACAUCAGAAUGGACCGCUGGUUGUUCACAAUUCCAAUAUUAAUAAUCUUCAGAGCAGCCAUCUUCCCAACAAUCAAUCAUCAACCAUCAUUCUUCAAACGCAGAAGCAAGCGCCGUCCAAUUUGCUGCCGGGCAUCAUCACCCAGAACAACAAACUCGUCAGCCUCAGACAGCAGAUUCCAACGUCCGGGGAAAUUACGCUUAAAAGUAGCAAUAGUGAAGGAAUGGAAAUGGAAGUUGACGGAGUGGAAUCAUCGGCGUGCGAUGGGAAGCCACAACAACAGCAACUAGUGCGAACGAGUAAAACAAAUUCACUCGCAAUGGAAGUGACAUGAUGCCUGCUAUUGGCACCCCUGUCGUUGCCAUUUCGUCACUGGGGGCUUCGCUGACUACCUUGCCGAUGUCUACCCAAUCUGUCUUUUUUUUCUUUUUUUUUUGGACACUGGCUACAGACUGCGUACACUUUUUGGCGCUUUCCUUAUCAUCGCUCAUCGACGCUUUUGCCACGACUCGAUAAAAUCAUUUUUCAUUUGUUUUCCAUUUACGUCGAUUCACUCAAUUUCCAACAAUCGCUUUUAAUUUCUCUCAUCUCUAUUUUCAUCUAUUUUUGAAACUAAAAAAUUAAUUUCUUCGAAAUUCAAAGACGUUUCAUCAAUUUUUUUUUUAUUUUUUGUCCAUAAUUAGAAAUUAAAAUUAUUUUUUUAAUUUCGAGUAUCUGGAUUCUUUUGCGAUUUUGUGGUAUUUAUCGAAAGGGGGGUUUUUUUUUUCUUUCGACGAAUAUAAUUAAUUAUUCUGCGCAAAUUGUUUGCUAAAAAGUGAAUUUUUGGUAUUUUUUUCAAUAUCGAUAUUUUUUGUCAAAAAAAAAAAAAAAAUUUGAUCUAGUCGUGGCAGUGAAUUUCCAGACGCGUUCGAAAAUUCCUGUGAAUAUUCAGGAAUUUUUCUUUCGCCCCUCACAUAUUGUACUUGAUAUUCCAUAAAAACUAAGUAAUUGUUCUUCCAAGCAAGUCACUUUUCUCGAGGUUCGAAUCUUUUAAUCGCAAAAAAAAGCAAAGAAAAAUUGAGUCUAAAAAUCGGAAAGUUGGAAAAAUUUGUGAGUUUUGUGAAGUGUGAACAAAUUUUUUCGACGUGUUGAUUGAUUUGUCAAUAAUUACCUCUGAUUUAUUGUAAUUAUAAUUAUUAACUUAUUUUUUGAAUUUUGAAAUUGUCCGAUUUUUCGACAAUCUACGUAAAUAAAAAAUGUAAUUAGUGUCUGGAAAUUGAAAGAACGUCGUCUAGAGUUGAUCGCGGGAAAAAUUAGCGUCGGGACCUACGAGGUAUACACAUAACGGGUAUAUCGUGACACUCUUGUCUUUCAUGUUAGUAGCCGCGAAUGGUUUAUACAAAAAAAAGUACAUAACGCUUUACGAAAUUAGGGUAAUAUUUAUUGUGAGAAGAUAUUCCAUAUUUUCUAAUUUCGCUCACUUGGGCAACGAAUUACCCUCUAUUUUCUUUAUGGUCAAUUUUCUUUACUGAUAAAAAAAAAUUAUUUUUACGUAAAACUAAGUAUCGAAAUUAAAAUUUUUUUAAUUAAGAAAACGGAAAAAUUACAAUAGUCAAAUUGAGCGAAUUUAAAAAAUAGGGAUAAAAAUAUGGUUUUUUGUCGUUUUACGCGGACUCGGAUUUUAAAAAAUAAGGAGAGAGAAUGAGAGAAUGAGAGAAAGAGAAAGAGAGAAUCUGUUGGCACGAAACAACAGUGACAUUAACGAAUCUAAAUGUACACAAGUUAUUCGUAUUAAAGGGUCUUAGCUUACCUGUAUCUAUAAUCCAUAGGCGUACACUCGCUCUUCUACGUAACAGUCUGUGCGCUCUUGUUAACAA